AUGACGGCCACCGCUUUGCCGAUGAUGCCACCGGCGGUGUCGGGAAAGAAGAGCAGGUUCGUCAUGUCCGAGAGUAAUUUGGGACUGAUGCAGGAAAUCGUGCGCAAAGAUCCGGAAUCGUAUAAGGAGGAAUUCAAUGAGCAACUGUAUUUCUACACCCAGACGAUGAAAUUGCUUCAACUUCAACCGGCCAUGCACAAAUUGGAGGUGCAAUCAUUACUCGACACAAUCAUUUUCCUGGCCGGAGUGGCACAGUUUUAUCCAACGGAAGCCAAAGAAUUCUCUGCUCAUUUGCAAACGAUUUUACGAGAACAAGCCCCGGGACUUGAUGCUGAGGUUCGAAUGCAAUUCUGCAAAGCCCUAGUAUGCCUACGCAACAAAAACAUGGUUGAACCCUUGGAGAUUACCGAGCUAUUCUUUGAAUUAACAAAAGUUGAGGAUAAACGUUUGAGGAAAUUCAUCAUCACAUCGAUUGGAGCCCACUUGAAGCGUCUUUAUUUAAAGAAAAACGCAAAAGCUUUAUCGAAGCUGCAAAACUUUUGUCUUACAAAACUGAAGGAUUCUCGAUCAAUCAUUGCACGUGUGGCUCAAUUGAUUCUCAUCGAUGCAUUCCGAAAGCAAUAUUGGAGAGAUGCAAAGACGGCAAACGCUAUUGCCGAGUGUUGCUUUCACAAGUUGCCAAAAAUGCAGGUUACUGCUAUGAAGUUCUUCCUUGGCUCGAAAGAAGACGAAGAGGGUAUUGAGGUUGAUUCAGAGGACGAUGAGGAAGCUGCGGAGAAAGAUGCUGAGCAGAAAACUCUUAAAGAUAUUAUGCAAAGUUAUCGUAAUGCCAAGAAGACAAAAAAGAGAACAAAGGACUUCGAAAAGGCAAAGAAGAUGCUAAGCAAGAAGAGAAAGUCGAAAAAAGAAGGACGAUCAAAGGAAUGCAAUUUGCUGGCUAUUCAACUCCUUUACGAUCCUCAAGCCUUAUCGGAUCGUCUCUUUGGGAUGCUUGAACAGAAGAAGAUUGACAAAUUCGAGAUUCGUCUCUUCCGAAUUGCUUUAAUCGCUCGUUUGGCGGGUAUUCACAAACUUCAAACACUUGGCUUCUACUCAUAUCUUCAUCGCUACAUGCAACCACGACAAAGAGAUGUUACUCGAAUUCUUCUCUACGCUGCACAAGCUUGCCACGAUUUGGUACCGCCAGAUACGAUUGAACAACUACUUCGUUGCAUUGCUCAAGAAUUCAUCACUGACAGAAAUUCUCCCGAAGCUAUCACCGUUGGCAUCAAUGCGAUUCGUGAGAUUUUGGCCAACUGUCCUUUUGCUGCCACAGAAGAGCUCAUGAGGGACCUAGCUGAAUACAAGCAGUACAAGAAUAAGAACGUCUCAAUGGCGGCUCGAGGUUUGGUUGCACUCUGUCGAACACUGAAUCCGAAACUUCUGAAGAAGAAAGAUCGUGGUCGCCCUGUUGAUGGAAAAGAUGAGACAGCUGAAGAAUAUCGCGCUUAUGCGGCUCCAAUUGUUCGUGAUUUCGUUCCUGGUGCUGAAUGCUUGGACGAUGAGCAACUAAUUGAUGAAGAUGAAGAGAAGUCUGGUUCUGGAUCUGAUGAAGAAGAGGAGUGGGAAGACUACAGUGAAUCAGAAGAAUCUGAGGAAAUUGAGGGAGAUGACGAUGAAGAAGAGGAAGGCGAUGAAGAGGUCGAGGAAAUCGACGAUGAUGAUGAAGAGUUAGAGUUUGAUGAAGAAGAUGGGGAGGAUGAGGAGGUGUCCGAUGAAGAAGGUGACGAAGAUGAUGAACGAGAAAUUGAAGCAGCAUCACCAUCACCAUCAACAACUCUUUCUACAUCAACAAAUGCUGCAGAAAAAGCGGCAACAAUCAGCAAUGAUCGAAUUCUCACACAGGCCGAGUUUAAGAAAAUUCGUCAGUGGCAAAUCAAGAAACAUAUUCUCGGUUCAAAACGCCUUGCACGCGGUGGAAAGAAACGAGAACAUUUGACGAACGAUGAUCGAUUGAUUGAGGAAGAAGUUUUGCAAACGUUCCAAACAAGAGAUACAAGUGAUGGGUUGCCUCGUCUGAACGCUAUCGAACACUUCCACAAGAAAAAGAAGGAAACAAAGGCCGAAAGAUUGGAAAGAGUCGAAGAAGGAAGGGAAGGGCGAGAGGAUUAUGGCAAGAAAAAGAAGAAUGGUCCACACGUUGGGCGUACAAAUCGUGAACUGGCGAAGAAGAAAGUCUUCCAAAUGGUUCGCGCAAAGAAGCGAGGACAGAAUCGGCAACGAUCGUUCCGUGACCAACAAAAAAGUCUUCGAAACUAUCUUCUCCGACAAUCAGGCCGAAAACCGGGAAACAUG
This is a messenger RNA of Mesorhabditis belari, 2334 nucleotides long. NCBI's taxonomy places the organism in Eukaryota, Metazoa, Nematoda, Chromadorea, Rhabditida, Rhabditidae. The record is from the annotation of a GenBank genome assembly.